Messenger RNA from Bufo bufo (common toad), 1144 nucleotides. It is a transcript of the gene MTX1, whose product is annotated as metaxin 1. The coding region runs from base 2 to 997 and encodes 331 amino acids. The transcript is spliced from 8 exons. Gene Ontology annotation, cellular component: SAM complex. Gene Ontology annotation, biological process: mitochondrion organization. The record is from RefSeq and is a predicted model, not a curated record. Lineage: Eukaryota; Metazoa; Chordata; Amphibia; Anura; Bufonidae.
UAUGUCACGUGACGCUCUAGAGGGCGGGGCGUGCAGUAAGAUGGCGGCGCCCAUGGAGCUGUACUGCUGGAAGGGAGAUUGGGGUCUGCCGAGUGUGGACCUGGACUGUCUGACUGUCUUGACCUACGCCAAGUUCUCCGGAGCUCCACUCAAAGUCCAUAAGCUGUCGAACCCUUGGCGGAGCCCCUCAGGUCAGAUGCCCGCCCUCAGGACUCCUGAUGAAGGGGUUGUGUUCCAGACUUCCAAAAUUAUCACCUAUCUCAGGAAGCAGAAAUAUAACGCUGAUUACGACCUGUCCGCCAAGCAGGGAGCAGACACCAUGGCCUUCAUCUCACUGCUGGAGGAGAAGCUGCUGCCAGCCCUGAUCCACACCUUCUGGGUUGAUGCAAAGAACUAUGUGGAGCACACCCGCCGAUGGUACGCAGAGGCCAUCCCCUUCCCCCUCAACUUCUUCAUCCCGAAUCAGAUCCACAAGAGACAUUUGGAGCGUCUGCAGCUGAUCCGGGGGGAGAGCUGGCGGGAGGAGGACGAGACCCUGGAGAAGCAGCUGUACGCGGACGCCCAGGAAUGCCUGACUCUCCUGUCUCGCCGGUUGGGGACCCACAGUUUCUUCUUCGGAGAAUCGCCGGCCUCUCUCGACGCCCACGUCUUCAGCCAUCUUGCCCUGAUCCUGAGUGUGAAGCUGCCCAGUAACCGGCUGCAGCAGCAUCUGAAGUCCCUGAGCAACCUGUGCCAGUACUGCAGCGCCAUCCUCAGCAUCUACUUCACCAGGGACGGAGAGACUUUCCCUCGCAUUUCCCCCAAGACCCCGACGGCCGAGUCUCCCGAGGGUGAGGAGGAGCCCAACAAGAGGCGGAACCAGAUCCUGUCUGUGGCGGUGGGCCUGCUGGCCAUGGCCGGCUACGCCCUGCUCAGCGGCAUCGUCUCCAUCCAGCGGGCGUCGGGGGACCGGGCACUGGACAGGGGGGUGGCACUGGAGGAGGAGGAGGAGGGCUGACAGGGCACGCCCGCAUCGGGGUUGGUUUUCAUUCCUUUACCUACCUUGUGUCCGAGCACGAGGACAGGGCCCGGGGACCACCUGUAAGUGCCUCCAUCUGUUGUAUCGCCCGGGGCGUGGCCCCCGCUGUCCAGUAAUAAAGCAGAG